Messenger RNA from Sphaeramia orbicularis (orbiculate cardinalfish), 2410 nucleotides. RefSeq names its product acetyl-coenzyme A synthetase 2-like, mitochondrial. The record is from RefSeq and is a predicted model, not a curated record. Lineage: Eukaryota; Metazoa; Chordata; Actinopteri; Kurtiformes; Apogonidae. Gene Ontology annotation, molecular function: AMP binding; acetyl-CoA synthetase activity. Bases 161 to 2179 code for a protein of 672 amino acids. Gene Ontology annotation, cellular component: mitochondrion. The transcript has 14 exons.
AGUCGUGCGUAACCGCCCUUAAACGCAUCACUUCUCCAGCCCUGCCUCUCCGGAGUUUUUCCUUUCUUACUCAAGUUCAGAGGAACUUUCCAAUGUGUUCUUAUCUGUAGAGGAAAUGCCUCUAAUACUUUAUUUCUCAUAACCUACUUUCUCUGACACCAUGUGGCUGCGGUGCACCUCUAAGUGCGUCUUCGCGUCCUUGAGCCGCUCUUAUAAUAAUGUCUUGUCUCGGAGUUUUAAUAUAGCGGCGUUUAUGCCGGAAGCUGCGGGCUUUGAGGGGGUUUCAGACCGGGCAGCGCUGCAGGAGUUCUCCCUCUCCAACAGUGACCAUUUCUGGGCAGCUGUGGCGCGACACAGACUGACCUGGAUCAGUCCUUUCCACACGGUCCAAGACUGUGACCUGAGCCGAGGCAGGAUUAAGUGGUUUGAAGGAGGGAAGCUCAACGUGUCCGUGAACUGCCUGGACCGUCACGUGCACACCUGUCCUGAAAAGGUGGCCCUCAUCUGGGAGAGAGAUGAACCGGGGUCAGAGGUCAAAGUCACCUACAGGCAGCUGCUGGAUAUGACCUGUCGCCUUGGUAACCUGCUGAGGCGUCGUGGGGUGAAGAAAGGGGACUGCGUCACCAUCUACAUGCCUCCGUGCCCACUGGCGGUGGCGUCCAUGUUGGCCUGUGCACGGAUUGGCGCAGCUCAUAACGUGGUGUUUGCGGGCUUCAGUGCGGAGGCGCUGGCAGAGCGCAUCAGAGACGCUCAGUCCAGCACCGUCAUCACAGUGAACCAGGGGGUCAGAGGGGGAAGGGUCAUCGAACUGAAGAAGACGGUGGACACAGCAGUGGAGGGAUGUCCGAGUGUAAAACAGGUCUUUGUUGCCAUGAGAACGGAAAAUCCGGUCGUCAUGACAGACAGGGAUGUUUCAAUGGAGGAGGAGAUGAAGCUGGAGGACGCAGUGUGUGAGCCGGCUGCCAUGGACAGUGAAGACGUUCUGUUUCUGCUCUACACAUCAGGCAGCACAGGGAAACCCAAAGGCCUGGUCCACACUCAGGCUGGAUACCUGCUGUAUGCCUUGCUGACACACAGGUAUGUCUUCAGCUACCAUGAUGGAGAUGUGUUUGGCUGCGUGGCAGACAUUGGCUGGAUAACAGGACAUAGUUACAGCGUCUAUGGGCCUUUGGCGAAUGGAGGAACCACUGUCCUGUUUGAGAGUACACCGGUUUACCCAAACCCAGGAAGGUACUGGGAGAUGGUUCAGAGACUUCGGAUUAACCAGUUUUACGGGGCCCCUACUGCGAUCCGCCUGCUGCUGAAGUACGGAGACCACUGGGUGCACAAAUAUGACUGCUCCACCCUCAAAACUCUAGGCUCUGUGGGUGAGCCCAUCAACACUGAAGCGUGGGAGUGGUAUCACAGAGUUGUGGGGGAUGGACGCUGCCCUGUGGUGGACACCUGGUGGCAAACAGAGACAGGUGGUAUCUGCAUCGCCCCGAGGCCAUCAGACCCAGACGCCGAGAUCGUCCCCGGAAUGGCGAUGAGACCCUUCUUUGGCAUGAAGCCGGUGCUGGUAGACGGCGAGGGCAAAUUGUUGACGUCUAAUAACACAUCUGGACCUCUGUGUCUGGCUCAGCCGUGGCCCGGUAUGGCCAGAACCAUUCACAACAACCACCAGAGGUUCAUCGAGACCUACUGUCAGCCUUAUCCAGGUUACUUCUUUACUGGCGACGGCGCCCAUCGUUCGGAGGAGGGAUACUACCAGAUCACCGGCCGACUUGAUGAUGUCAUUAACGUGAGCGGACACAGGCUCGGGACAGCAGAGAUAGAGGACGUGGUGAAUCACUGUCCUGCAGUGGCUGAGUCUGCUGUCAUCGGUUACUCACAUGAUGUAAAAGGACAAGCUGUGUAUGCUUUUGUGGUACUAAAAAAGGAAGUGGGCGUCCCUGAGGAGGACUUGUCCCAGCUGCUGAAGGACAUGGUGUCCAAGUCCAUAGCCAAGUACGCCUGCCCAGAUCAAAUCCAGUUUGUUCAGCGUUUGCCCAAGACACGAUCAGGCAAAAUAAUGCGGCGAGUUCUGAGGAAAGUGGUGGAACAAGACCUGGGUGGAUUGGGUGACCUCAGUACGUUGGAUGACCCUGCAGCGGUUCAGGAGAUUGUACAAGGCCACCAGGAUCUAUGUAGCAAAAAAUAACCAUGACUGUUUUCUAUGAGUAUAUGAUUUGAUACCAUCUAAAGAAAAUAAACAGUUGCUAUAUUCAACAUGCCACUUUUAGAAAUCAUAGUAACCUGUCUUUAUUGUGUAGAAGAAUCAAAUAACUCUUAAACCAUAUUGUGUACUGUGAGCUGGUAACAGUGUUGUAAAAAACAAUUUUACAGUUGAAAGUUUCAUGUGGUAAACAAAUGCAUCUCAGUAACCGUAAUG